This is a messenger RNA of Linum tenue, 858 nucleotides long. NCBI's taxonomy places the organism in Eukaryota, Viridiplantae, Streptophyta, Magnoliopsida, Malpighiales, Linaceae. The record is from the annotation of a GenBank genome assembly.
AUGGAUGCCAAUUGCUUUCUCAGUUCCUCCAAUCCCUUCACCAAAACUACUACUGCACUAGAAUUCCCCACUCCUUCAUCCAGAUUCCUCCACUUCCCUUGUUCAAGAAGAUGCUCCAGAUCGUCCGACGAUCUGCAUCAGCACGCCGAAUCCUUCCUGCAGGCUGAUUGGAGAUGGUUCAGGGCGAAAAUGGUCGCUAACGAGCAAGCCUUUAUGACCGCGAGCACCGAUCUAGACGAGAAGCGUACAGCACAACCGCCGCCGCAGCUGGUGACGGUGGGAGAUAGAUGGGCCCACGCCAUCCACGAGCCGGAAAGAGGGUGCCUGCUCAUCGCAACGGAGAAGCUGGACGGGGUCCACAUCUUCGAACGGACGGUGGUCCUUCUCCUUUCAACGGGCCCUGCAGGCCCAUUGGGCAUCAUCCUCAACAGCCCGUCCCUCAUGUCCAUCAAGGAGGUGAAUGUGAUGCCUCCAGAAGCGUUUUCGGGCCGGCCGUUGUUCUUCGGAGGCCCAUUGGAGGAAGGCCUGUUUCUGGUGAGGCCCAGAGGUGGGUACGACAAGGACAGGCUGGCGAGGAGCGGGGUGUUCGAGGAGGUGAUGAAAGGGCUGUACUACGGGACGAAGGAGACGGCGGGGUGCGCGGCGGAGAUGGUGAAGAGGAAUAUGGUCGGCGUCGGGGAUUUCAGAUUCUUCGACGGGUAUUGCGGUUGGGAGACGGAGCAGUUGAAGGAGGAGAUUGAUGCUGGGUAUUGGACUUUGGCGGCCUGUAGCUCGAGUGUUAUUGGGCUGGAUAAGGAAGCUAGUUUUGGGCUUUGGGAGGAUGUCUCCUGGCUUGUUGGGCCAAAAGCGGUUUCUUGA